Messenger RNA from Exophiala oligosperma, 1613 nucleotides. RefSeq lists its product as uncharacterized. The record is from RefSeq and is a predicted model, not a curated record. Bases 295 to 1305 code for a protein of 336 amino acids. The transcript has a single exon. Lineage: Eukaryota; Fungi; Ascomycota; Eurotiomycetes; Chaetothyriales; Herpotrichiellaceae.
CAGCUACGGCUGAGUCAACCCAAAGCCAAAAGCCCAACCUCCUCGGAACGCCUUCUGGAAGGCGACUGAAGCCCAAAGUCACCCCUUGUAGCGAUCUCUGUUCCCAUUCUUCCUCUUCCAUUGUUUAUCGAAUUCCCACUGCUGCUCAACACGUCUCUCCAGAACGAACGCGCAGGCGCUUACUUUUUUGUCCUUCGAUCGAUCGACCCAAGGCGAAAUUCCUCGAACACUACCAGUACUUACACCGCCACUAACUCGUUCGUCAGCCUUUCGAACCAGCCCUAAACAUCAACCAUGGUCAUACUGGGCGGUCUCGAACUCGUGGCGGCCGGCUACCUCCUGAAAGAGGUUGCCAAAGAUAGUAAAGAGGAAGAAGAACGGGAUCGCGACCGUCACCGCCGCAGACGGAGACGACAUUCUCGGGAUGACCAUCACCACAGCCACAGCCAUAGCGGAGGUCGCCACGACAACUCUCCUCCUCCAGGUCGUCCAGGACGUCUCUCUCAGAACUCACUCCACCCUCCCAAUGCCCCACCACGUCCUUACAGUGCACCCCCGGCACAGAUUGGGAGACCUCCCUACCCUGGUCCGCCGCCACCAGGUAUGAUGUGGCAGCAGCAACAUCAACAACAACAGCCAUAUCCGCACCCUCAAGGCCCGCCUCCCAACCACGGAACCUGGCCCAUGCCACAGCCCCAACAGCAGCAGCACCAGCCGCCGCCACCUCAAUACCCUCCUUGGCCCGCGAAACCACCGCAGCAGCAGCAACAGCAUCAGCAACCACGCCCACAACAAAACAAUUCCAACUUUGUCCCUCCACCCCUCCAGCGGCCGGCGACGGUCAUGCUCCCCCCUCCCAACAUGCACUACGACAUGAAGACGGGCAAAUGGCAGAACAACAUGCUCCCACCCGAGAUGUUGGAAGGUAGAAACCGAGACCGGGAUCGAGACAGAGACGCGGACUUGGACAGAAUCCACAGUCACGAACGUCUGAGGCGAGAGAACACGAUGCCGCCUUCGUCUUCGGCGGCCGGGACUCCACGUAUCAACAUCAGUCCACCGGGCCCGCAUCACUCGACCUCUUCCCUCCCAGUGGGCUUUUCCGAGCUGGAUUCCGAAACCCCCGGGCGAUACAGACCCUACAAUAACAACAACAACAACAAUUACGGAGGUGAAAAGUCCUCGUACUCUUACAGUCCUCAGCGGAGCGAGAGGAGGCCCAGAGCACAUUCAGGAUCAUCGGCGACCACGAGAUAUUACGACGAGGAUGACAUGAGGGACCCGCCUCCUGCAUAUCGGGAAUAGAUAAUUAUGAGAUGAUACUCCGGACGCUCUGCAGAAGGUUACGGCAACGCAUGAUGCAAUGUCAAUGACCAAAACCUACAACCUUUUUGACGCACUAUACUUAGCCCAAGCAGUACGAGAUCUUAUGGUAAUCUCAACGACACGAUACGAUACGAUCAUGAACUCUACUACAUCUUGAACAUGCAUGAGAUUUUAACGAAUUUGGGGCGCAGUAUUGUCUGCGAAUUGGAUGGAAAUUCGAAGUACUCUGUAUUGAUGAAGCUGGUCUUCAGUUGAAUGAUGAACCUAAGUCAUUAAACCAUUAAACC